AUGUGCAGAAGCGGCGCCACCGCCACACACAAGCCACCACUGCCACCACAACCAGACAAAGGACCUCCACGAGCUCCGCUGCAACCACCCACACCGCACGGGGCUGAAAGCCGAGUCGCACCAUUACUGCCGACCAAACUCACCGAGAAGAGAUCCGCGGGCACCGCCAACCGCCACAAAGAGGGAACUUCUACGGAGGCGAACACAGGGGUCCAAGGCCGAGCCGUCGGCCGCAGCGCGAGCUCUCCGGUCCAGCCGCCCUCGCAGCCACAACAGCCGCCAAUCCACCGAGCGCACACACAGGGCCGCUGCCCCGCCGUCCAGCACCCCUCCCGCCCCUGCAGCCUUGCCGGUGAAGGCCGGGAAGGAGGGCACUGCCUCUGCCCCGGCAACCACAGGCCAAGCCAGCGCAAGCCCGCGCAGGCCCGUAGGAGCCCAUAUGGGCCCGUGCGCGCGCCGCUAAGCCCCGCUUCGCCCUGCUCCGCUGCACCACCACCGCGCCCUGUCUGCAGCCUGGUCGUGUGCCACCACGGCCGCUCGCGGCCCCGCCAGCGCCCAGCCGCCGGCCCACCGCGCCCGCCGCACAUCGCCGCGCUCGGGCGAGCUCCUUCUCACAUGGGGACGCGGGAGGGGGAGAACCUGCCCCACCGUCACCUUCCCCGGGGCGCGCACGGGAUUGUCGGCUCCCCUCCGACGGCGGCGAAGCAAGGGAGAGGGGUGGGGGGCUAG
Messenger RNA from Lolium perenne, 729 nucleotides. The record is from RefSeq and is a predicted model, not a curated record. Lineage: Eukaryota; Viridiplantae; Streptophyta; Magnoliopsida; Poales; Poaceae.